This is a messenger RNA of Xenia sp. Carnegie-2017, 1780 nucleotides long. RefSeq names its product abnormal spindle-like microcephaly-associated protein homolog. The transcript is spliced from 6 exons. Gene Ontology annotation, biological process: spindle organization; establishment of meiotic spindle localization; mitotic cell cycle. NCBI's taxonomy places the organism in Eukaryota, Metazoa, Cnidaria, Anthozoa, Malacalcyonacea, Xeniidae. Bases 350 to 1456 code for a protein of 368 amino acids. Gene Ontology annotation, molecular function: protein binding. Gene Ontology annotation, cellular component: spindle pole. The record is from RefSeq and is a predicted model, not a curated record.
UAAAGCUGUUUUAAUUCAGAGUUUGGUACGAUGUCACACACAAAGAAUACGUUAUCUUAAAAUAAAACACGCUACCAACAUCAUUCAAGCGUAUGUUCAUGGCAAGAAAACACGACGUUUUUAUAAAGAACUACAUAAAGCUACACUGGUUAUUCAAAACCGCGUGCGAGCAAAACGUUUUGGUAGAAAAGACCGUCAAACAUUCCAGCUGAAGCGACAUUCAGUUAUUGCUAUACAGAGUUGGUUUAAGGCUUGCAAAAGAAGGCGGGAAUUUUUACAACUGAGAAAUGCCUCCGUAUUGUUGCAAGCCUUCUGGAGGGGAUCGCAUCAACGAAAGAAAUACAAAGAAAUGAAGAAGGCAGCAGCUUGUAUUCAACAGCAUUAUCGUGCUCUUAAAACGGGAGAAGAGAAGAGACAUCGUUUUCUUGUCGUCAAACGGUUUGCCACAAAAACGCACAUCAAUCUCAUGGCAAUACGUUUACAACGAGCAUAUCGUAAAGCCAUGGCGAUUGCUCUGUUGAAAGCUAAGAUCGAUAGCGUGGUGAUAGUACAGCGAUGGUGGCGAGCUAAACUCCAGAGGAAAUUCUAUCUAAGAACUCUGCAUUUCAUUCGUCUUCUCCAAAAGAAAUGGCGUACACGACUUACCAUAAUGCACCAGUCAGCGACAAGAAUUCAGGCAGUUGUGAGAUGUUUUUUAGCUCGAAGGUUUGCUCGAAAAAAAAUGAAAGCAAUCAUCAAUAUACAGAGAACGUGGCGAGAUUACAACGUUCGAAAGCGCUUCAACUCGAAGAAGUUUAGAAAACUAAGAGAGCGAAUUAUUGUGGCUAAUUCCGACGUCACCGAGUCCAUGAAGCUUUGCAAUCGUACUCGUUCUGCACUCGACUAUUUACUAAAUUGUAAGAAUUUAACAACGGUUCGUGAAGCUCUGGUUCAUCUUGAGGUCGCAACAAGAUGGACAUUCAAGUGUUCACAACAACAGGUUGAGAAUAACGCUCUCCGUGUUAUUUUUCAAAUUAUCCGAGACUCAAAUAGGAGUCUAGCUCACAUGGGAUUGAUCAAACUGGCGUUAGAUAUUUUCACCAAUGUGUCCAAGUGUCCAGCCACCCAGGAUGCCGUGGUUUUAAAAGAAGAAAAUGCAUUGGAAACCAUACUUGAACUCGCGUGUAUUUUUCGCGAGAAAAAGGAAAUUUUCCUCAGAGUUGCAAAGCUACUUACAAUUUUAUGUACUCACGAAAACGUAAGAAAGAAAUUACUGAAAACAGAAAACGCUGCAAUGAAGAUAUCUUCCAUUUACUCCAUCACAAAAAGGAAGUUUGAAAUCGAGAUGAAACGGAACACGAAGAUGAAACAACAAAAUGGCAAGGGCGGACGAUACAAGACUGAUAACAUUUAUGGUGAUGCCUUAACAGCAGUGAUCACUCUUAUGGAAACGAUUGGUUUAGAUUAUCCCGUAUAGAUAGGUUUAGCUUAUCCCGUAUAAAUAAGUUUAGAUUAUCCUGUAUAACAACCAUUACAUUCUAGUAUUUUUUCUAUUUAGGUCAAAUUUAUGCGGCAGUAUGUAAAGUAUUAUUUUUAAAUUAUUUCUUAUUUGCUCAAACUCACCGUUGUUUAACGCAGAUUUAACGCGGUACUUUUUUUAUUUUUAAAGUGCUACUGAAGUGAAAUUUUGGGUAUCGAUUUUUUUCUAUAAUCAAAUAGUUCUAUCUUUCCUGAUCACUUUGGUAUAAUUUUUAUGCCUAUUGAAGCACGGGAUCAUCAAUAAAUUUUUGCUCAAAGUUGG